Molecule: messenger RNA, 390 nt
Organism: Puma concolor (puma)
Lineage: Eukaryota; Metazoa; Chordata; Mammalia; Carnivora; Felidae
Source: RefSeq, a predicted model, not a curated record
AUGAUUCUGUCCAACACCACGGCCACGACGCCCUUUCUGAACGCGCUGUGGCAGGGGACGGCUCACCAGGGCGGCAACACGUCAGGCCUGGCCCGCAGGUCGCCUGGCGGUGACGACAGCCAGCUGGAGGCACUCUAUAUCCUCAUGGUGCUCGGCUUCUUCGGCUUCUUCACCCUGGGCAUCAUGCUGAGUUACAUCCGCUCCAAGAAGCUGGAGCACUCCCACGACCCGUUCAACGUGUACAUCGAGUCCGACACGUGGCAGGAGAAGGACAAGGCGUACCUCCAGGCCCGGGUUCUGGAGAGCUACAAGGCAUGUUACGUCAUUGAAAACCAGCUGGCCGUAGAGCGGCCCAACGCACACCUUCCCGAGAUAAAACCUCUGUCAUGA